This is a messenger RNA of Laccaria bicolor S238N-H82, 684 nucleotides long. RefSeq lists its product as uncharacterized. Bases 1 to 684 code for a protein of 227 amino acids. Lineage: Eukaryota; Fungi; Basidiomycota; Agaricomycetes; Agaricales; Hydnangiaceae. The transcript has 9 exons. The record is from RefSeq and is a predicted model, not a curated record.
AUGGCGCAAAUACUUAAUACGACUUGGCUCGUGUCCGCAAGCUACGUUCAAGAAACGGCUGGUUCCUGGGACAAAAGAACACCUUUGGCAGGGUCACGCUUUUGUGACGCGGGACUUGCUACACAAUCACAACGUCAACGCAACUCCCACUGGGUGGCGUGGUACAUGGGACUCAAGCUUCGGUUUUGGUGCGGCUUUCGUUGGGUUGGUGGUGGCAACGACGCUGCACGGAGGUCGCCGUCAUGGCAUUUGACACAAUAUACCAAACACUUAUCACGCAUACUGAUUCCAUUGAUUAUGGCCGUCGCAGUUUAUAUAUAUACCAUUUCGAAUUGGGGAAAUCCCAAAAUUCUUGGCCGACUUGUCUGGAGCAUGUUGGUCGAAGUGUUAUUCAACGUGGGUAUGAUUAGUGUCUCCACCGAUAGGACUGAUAGGCCUGUUGGUGGUUGGGUUUUCGGUACAGGGUUUCACGGCGUUCCUCGUUCAAAGGUCAAUUUAUAUUAUGGUACCUUCCAGUCCUCUUCCUCUGAUUCUCUUCGUAGUUUUCUUGCAAUGCGCAUAUGGAGAUCUCAAGUUGUGGUAGGGUUUACUCAUAGCUGGGGAAUCUGUGUUAUCACUGCGAUGCGAGGGGCACAACACUUUUGGCGCGCCACGGGCGUGCGGGAGCGUGCAAACGUGGCAUGA